AUGAAGCUCUCAACUGCAGUUCUAUCAUUCCUCUCGCUCACCGCCCUUUCAUUGGCGGCGCCCCAUGGAGGUCAUGGCGAGGGCAGGGGCAGAGGUGAUAGGGGGUCUACGAGCACAAAUCCAAACCAACCGAAAGUUUCGCAACCGGCUGGUAACACGGGCAACAGCUCACUCGAUGGCUCAGACGAGACUCCGGGCUCUGGUGGAAGCUACAAUGUCCUCGUUGACGACUCCGACCCGAGAACGCUCGACGAAUUGAUUGAGGAGAUGGGAUUGACGAAGGACGAGGUGAAAUAUGUUUACGAUAAUUCUGCGUUCAAGGGGUUCUCCGCAAACAUGUCGAGUCACUGUGUUAGCAAGAUGAACAUCAUGACUGGUCUUAAGAUGUUUGAACCAGAGAUGGAGGUCCAACUGCAUGAUACCCUUCCGGGAACUUGGGGGCUGAAGAGAGUUUCUCAGUCCAAUACCGUAUCAACGGCGGGCAAGGACAUUUCUGGCUUCGAUUUCGGGAGCUAUGCCUUUAGCGGCGGAGCCGAUAGCCUUGGGAAGGGUGUUGAUAUCUAUAUCGUUGACACUGGCGUUAACGUCGACCACAUCGAUUUCGAUGGCCGCGCAACCUUUGGUUUCACCUUUGACGGCAAGAAGACUGACGAUCAAGGCCACGGAACCCACUGCGCCGGGACCGCUGCCUCAACCACCUUUGGUCUUGCAAAGGCUGCCAAUAUCAUUGCCGUCAAGGUGCUUUCCAGUGGCUCGGGUUCUUCCUCCGAUAUCCUCAAGGGCAUCGACUGGGUCAUCACCAACCAUGAAAAGCGCCAGAGCUCUCCCGACUUCCGCGGUUCCGUUGCUUCCAUGUCCCUUGGGUCUGCUACCCGCUCUGCAACCCUCGACGAAGCAGUUAAGCAAGCAUCCGCUGCCGGCAUUCACUUCUCUGUCGCUGCCGGAAAUGAGAACCAGGAUUCUUGCAAUUCUUCUCCCGCUGCUUCGUCCUUGGGAAGUGACGUUCUCUCUGUCGGCGCCAUCAAUGUUCGAGACCAGAGGAGUUCAUUCUCCAACUUUGGUGAGUGCGUGAGUGUGUAUGCGCCCGGUGAACAGAUUACCAGCACGUGGGUUGGGCCGUCGAACGAUGUUAUCAAUACCAUCUCCGGGACCUCCAUGGCUUGUCCUCACGUCACUGGCCUCAUCGCAUACUACCUAGGUCUCGACCAGUCCCUGAAGACCGACACCGCCGCAAUGAAAACCAAGGUCACCUCUACGGCCCGCCAGAUCACCCUGGACAAGAGCGCUUCAACCGGCGACCCAGGUAUCCUCAUUAACAAUGGGAAUCUCAAGCAGUAG
Tuber melanosporum (Perigord truffle) is the source of this 1338-nucleotide messenger RNA. RefSeq lists its product as uncharacterized. Gene Ontology annotation, biological process: proteolysis. The transcript has 3 exons. Gene Ontology annotation, molecular function: serine-type endopeptidase activity. Lineage: Eukaryota; Fungi; Ascomycota; Pezizomycetes; Pezizales; Tuberaceae. The record is from RefSeq and is a predicted model, not a curated record. Bases 1 to 1338 code for a protein of 445 amino acids.